Messenger RNA from Phlebotomus papatasi, 1107 nucleotides. Its product is annotated as cytochrome b5-like. The record is from RefSeq and is a predicted model, not a curated record. Gene Ontology annotation, cellular component: membrane; intracellular membrane-bounded organelle. Bases 169 to 561 code for a protein of 130 amino acids. Lineage: Eukaryota; Metazoa; Arthropoda; Insecta; Diptera; Psychodidae. The transcript has 4 exons. Gene Ontology annotation, molecular function: heme binding.
AAGGUGGCGCAGUAGGCGCUAGAGUAAAGGUUUGCUGCUUUGUGGAAACUUCAGUGAAGUUCAGUGGAAAAAUCACCAUCAAUUGUGCAAGUUCAUCCGAAAAAGGUGUUGUUAGUGCUCCAGGCUAUAUUCUAAAUUGAGGAAAAGUUUGUGGAAUACCCAUUAAGAAUGUCCAGUGAAACGAAAUUGUACACCAUGGCCGAAGUGGCCAAGCACAAUUCCAACAAAACUACCUGGAUUGUUAUUCACAAUAGUAUUUACGAUGUUACGGAAUUUCUCAAUGAGCAUCCUGGAGGCGAGGAAGUGCUCCUGGAACAAGCUGGACGCGAAGCAACAGAAGCUUUCGAGGAUGUUGGACAUAGUUCUGAUGCCAGGGAGAUGAUGAAGAAAUUCAAGAUUGGUGAGAUUGUUGAGGCUGAGAGGAAGAAGAUCCCGGAAAAGAGCACUCAGAGUUGGAAUACCGAACCAAAAAAUGAGGAAAACUCCAUGAAAUCAUGGAUCCUUCCGCUUUUGAUUGGCGUCGUAGCGACAAUUAUCUACAGAUAUUACUUCCGUCAGUGAAUUUAAAUGAAACUUUUCCUUUUGUGUGUGAAAAUUGUUGAGCAGGGAUCAGCGUUUUUUCCUUCUAAAUUUCUUACUGAAAACUUUCCUUCUUUUUUACAUUAAACUUUAGCUGAUAAUUGAGAAAAAAAAACAAGCAUGUGAGCAAAUUUAAUUCCGGGAAUUUUGUAUUAUGCUGUAGUAAUUUUUUUAAAAGAAAUAUUUACAAGAAAAGCAUUUUUCACCAGAAAUUAUUCUCAUGCAUUUUCUUGAAAAAAAAAACGUUCUUGGUUUAGACAAUUUGGUGACAUUUAAUUGUAAUAUUUUGUAAGAGAAAAAAAAAAGAAGAUAAUUUCAUUUUGUUUUGUGAAGAAUAAAUUCAGGAUUUUUCUUUUAUAAGCAAUAAAUUUGUUAAGGAUUAUUUCUUUUCCUCUGUUCUUUAGGUAAUAAUGUUGUGGAUUAUAUAUUUUUUCAGAGGCGAUGCAAAAUUAAACAGUGUCUAAAAAAUAAAUAUAUUGUAAAAUUUUAUUGAAAAUGAGGGGAAAUAAAUAACAUUGUUAUAAAACG